Messenger RNA from Didymodactylos carnosus, 447 nucleotides. Lineage: Eukaryota; Metazoa; Rotifera; Eurotatoria; Philodinida; Philodinidae. The record is from the annotation of a GenBank genome assembly.
AUGCAGGGGAAAGGUUCAAAAAUAUUGGGUAAAAAAAGUUUAAUUUAUUUGCCAAUUUUGGGAUGGUGUUGGGUAUUUACGGAGAGUAUAUUUUUAAAACGAGCAUGGCAAACAGAUAAAAAUGUUUUAUUACAUGAUAUACAGCAAUUAGUUGACAAAUAUCCAAAAAACUAUUUUUUUACAUUAUUCUGUUCCUGUGAGGGAACGCGGUUCACAGAAGAAAAACGUUUAGAAAGUAUGAAAAUUGCACGAGAAAAAAAUCUACCAGAAUUAAAAUAUCAUAUAUUACCACGAACAAAAGGUUUAACAUUAUUGUUGCAAGGAAUUAAUAAACAAGUGACGGGUGUAUUGGAUAUAACAGUUGGAUUUACAUCUCUUGAUCCAAACCCAGGCGUACAAAGUCUUAUAAAUGGAAAACGAUGUAUAGCAGAAACAUACAUUAGGUAA